This is a messenger RNA of Lolium perenne, 1425 nucleotides long. Lineage: Eukaryota; Viridiplantae; Streptophyta; Magnoliopsida; Poales; Poaceae. The record is from RefSeq and is a predicted model, not a curated record.
AUGGAUAGUGUGGAGGGCAUGAUGAAGGGACUCAAGCUUUCCGAGGCAGAGAGUCGGGGAGUGUUUAUAGGCAGUGGAUCUGCUGAAAGGGGUCUGAAGAAGGAGAUGCAGGCAGUGGGAAAGAUAAUGGCAGAAAAACCAGCGAUCGCGGAGGCUGUGAAAAAUGCUUUAGGGCCAAUAUGGUGCCCAAUGAAAGGUAUUGACUGCAAGGAAAUUGGUGAGAACAUUUUCUUGUUUACUUUUCAUCAAGCUGGGGGUAGAAAGAAAGCUGUUGAUAAUGGCCCUUGGACGUUUGAGAAGGAUCUCAUAGUCAUGGAAGAGUUUGACCCUCACAAAACAGCAACGCAAUAUGAGUUCUGUAGCAUUCCCAUAUGGGUAAGGGUGUAUAAACUACCGGUGGGCAUGAUGAGCAAGGCUACUGGUGAGUUGAUUGGUGAUCGUAUCGGAGAGUACAUGGAAGUGGAAGCUGAUGCAAAUGGUAUGGCUAUUGGUAAGUGCCUGCGAGUUAAGGUUAGGAUGAAUAUUUUGAAGCCUCUGAUGAGGGGAACGUUGGUGAAAGUGGAUGAGGUGGGGAGAACAAUCUGGUGCAACUUCGAGUAUGAAUAUUUGCCUGAUUUUUGUUUUGUAUGUGGACUCCUUGGACACGUUGAGAAGGAGUGUGACAUCAAACUGAAGAAGGGAGAAGAGGCUCAGUAUGGUAAAUGGAUGAAGUGGAUACCGCAGCGGCGAAACAAUUCGGCUAAUGUGAGGUUUUGGUCUGACAGAGGGGAAAGGAAAAACUAUAGUUUGGCUUACGGUGGGAACAAAUAUGGAAGUGAUGGCCCCUCUUGGCGAAAACCUGAUAACAACAUCAAUAACUCGACAAUAAGUACAGGGGAAAAUGAGAGAGAUGGUACCAGCCGGUCAAAGCUUACACAUGUUGGAGAAAAGGAGAGUGACAAAAAUGAAAUGGGAGGUAAACAAACAAGUGGUAAUCAACUAGCACUUGUUGACGAGGGGACUGAAGAAGAGGAGGGGAUAGAGGGAACAGAGAGGAAUGACGUGUCUGCUGAACAGAAGGGAAACAAUGCAAUGCUAGUUGAUGGAGAAUAUGAGAAGGUGGUUGAAAAUGCAGAGAAGGAAGGUUUUGGGAAGGAAAGUAGCCAUGAGGAUGGAAAUAAAGGUGAAGUGGUUAGUGGUGAAGGUACUAUUGAGGCGGGAAAGAAAAAAGAACGCAAAUAUAGAAAGAUUGUGAGAGAGGGACGGGGUGUGGAAGGGGAUAAGGUACAUGUGGGGGAAAAAAAGAAGAGAUCGGAUGAAAUGGAUGUUGAUGUAAUGUUACUGAAAGGUUCAAAGAAUGUGAAGGACGGAAGUGGUAAAGAAGUUUUGGUUUUUGCAAAUAUAAAUGACGCGGGGCUGUCGGAACAGCCCUGCAAUGCCCAAUGA